UCCAACGUUUUGUUCACGAUUUUCGGCGUUCGUGCAGUUCAUAGCGCCGUGUUUUAUAACUUAGCAGAGGCUAAACCGCGAUCUUCACACCCGCGUCCAGCCUCCUGAAUGUAAUACAGAAUGUGUACACGAGUUGCACGUAUAAACUAGAGCGGGGCGAGUGCAGUGACCGCCGCGGCGGUCCUUGGGCCCCUGAAGCAUGGCCCUCCCGCCGUACAUGCUGGGCCCCCCCUACGUCAUGGGGGUGCUUGCCCAGCAGCAGGCCGUGGCAGCCCAGCUGGCUGCUCAGGUCCACGCUCACAUGCAUCAGCAGCAACUGCAACAACAGCAGCAGCAACAGCAGCAGAUGCACCAGCGACAGCAGGAGCUCAUGUCGGAGGAGAAACUCCAGGAGAAAGCCCGCAAGUGGCAGCAACUGCAGUCAAAGCGGUAUGCAGAGAAGCGGAAGUUCGGCUUUGUAGAUGCCCAGAAAGAGGACAUGCCCCCUGAGCACAUCCGCAAGAUCAUCCGUGACCAUGGAGACAUGAGCAGCCGCAAAUACCGUCAUGACAAGAGGGUCUACCUGGGUGCCCUGAAGUACAUGCCCCAUGCGGUGCUGAAGCUCAUGGAGAACAUGCCCAUGCCCUGGGAGCAGAUCCGGGAUGUGCGGGUGCUGUACCACAUCACCGGAGCCAUCACAUUUGUCAACGAGAUUCCCUGGGUCAUUGAGGCUGUGUACAUUGCCCAGUGGGGGUCGAUGUGGAUCAUGAUGCGCCGGGAGAAGCGUGACCGGCGGCACUUCAAGCGUAUGCGCUUCCCACCCUUCGACGACGAAGAGCCGCCCCUGGACUAUGCGGACAAUGUACUGGACGUGGAGCCCCUGGAGGCCAUCCAGAUGGACCUGGACCACGAGGAGGACUCGCCCGUCUGCAAGUGGUUCUACGACCACAAACCCCUGGCCGAGAGCAAGCACCUGAACGGGGUGACGUACCGGCACUGGCAGCUGACACUGCCCCAGAUGGCAACACUGUACCGGCUGGCCAACCAGCUGCUCACGGACCUGGUGGACGACAAUUACUUUUACUUGUUCGACCUCAAGUCCUUCUUCACGGCCAAGGCCCUCAACAUGUCCAUCCCGGGGGGACCCAAGUUCGAGCCCCUCAUCAAGGACAUGAACCCGGCGGAUGAGGACUGGAACGAGUUCAACGACAUCAACAAGAUCAUCAUCCGGCAACCGAUCCGGACGGAGUACAGGAUUGCCUUUCCCUACCUGUACAACAACAUGCCUCACUACGUGCACCUCUCUUGGUACCACACCCCCAACGUGGUGUACAUCAAGACGGAGGAUCCGGAUCUGCCGGCCUUCUACUUUGAUCCUCUGAUCAACCCUAUUGCACAUCGCCACAGCACAAAGCAAGUGGCCGAUCCGCUGCCGGACGAUGACGAGGAGUUUGAGCUCCCGGAGCACGUGCAGCCGUUCCUCCAGGACUGCCCGCUGUACACUGACAACACGGCCAACGGCAUCGCCCUGCUCUGGGCGCCCCGGCCCUACAACCUGCGCUCAGACCGCACCCGCCGGGCCAUCGACAUUCCGCUCGUCAAGUCCUGGUACCGCGAGCACUGCCCUCCUGGCAUGCCAGUGAAGGUGCGGGUGUCUUACCAGAAGCUCCUCAAGUACUUUGUUCUGAAUGCCCUCAAGCACAGGCCACCCAAGCCUCAAAAGAAGAGGUACCUGUUCCGGUCCUUCAAGUCGACCAAGUUCUUCCAGACGACCACCAUCGACUGGGUAGAGGCGGGCCUUCAGGUGUGCAGGCAGGGCUACAACAUGCUCAACCUGCUCAUCCACCGCAAGAACCUCAACUACCUCCACCUGGACUACAACUUCAACCUCAAGCCGGUUAAGACCCUGACCACCAAGGAGAGGAAAAAGUCCCGCUUCGGCAACGCCUUCCACCUGUGCCGGGAGAUCCUGCGGCUGACAAAGCUGGUUGUGGACAGCCACGUCCAGUACCGGCUGAACAACGUGGAUGCCUUCCAGCUGGCCGACGGGCUCCAGUACAUCUUCGCCCACGUCGGCCAGCUCACGGGCAUGUACCGCUACAAGUACAAGCUCAUGCGCCAGAUUCGCAUGUGCAAGGACCUCAAGCACCUGAUCUACUACCGCUUCAACACUGGCCCCGUGGGCAAGGGCCCUGGCUGCGGGAUCUGGGCCCCCGGCUGGCGGGUGUGGCUCUUCUUCAUGCGGGGCAUCACCCCCCUGCUGGAGCGCUGGCUGGGCAACCUGCUGUCCAGGCAGUUCGAGGGACGCCACUCCAAGGGCGUUGCCAAGACGGUCACCAAGCAGCGCGUCGAGAGCCACUUUGACCUCGAGCUGAGGGCCUCGGUGAUGCACGACAUCCUGGACAUGAUGCCAGAGGGCAUCAAGCAGAACAAGGCCCGCACCAUCCUGCAGCACCUCAGCGAGGCCUGGAGGUGCUGGAAGGCCAACAUCCCCUGGAAGGUGCCUGGGCUGCCCAUCCCCAUUGAGAACAUGAUCCUGCGCUACGUGAAGAUGAAGGCAGACUGGUGGACCAACACAGCCCACUACAACCGGGAGCGUAUCCGCAGGGGGGCCACGGUGGACAAGACGGUGUGCAAGAAGAACCUGGGGCGCCUCACCCGGCUCUAUCUCAAGGCCGAGCAGGAGAGGCAGCACAACUACCUCAAGGACGGUCCGUACAUCAGUGCGGAGGAGGCGGUGGCUAUCUACACGACAACGGUGCACUGGCUGGAGAGCCGCCGGUUCUCCCCCAUCCCGUUCCCACCGCUCUCCUACAAGCACGACACUAAGCUGCUCAUCCUGGCACUGGAAAGGCUGAAGGAGGCCUACAGCGUGAAGAGCCGCCUGAACCAGUCCCAGCGAGAAGAACUGGGACUCAUUGAGCAGGCAUACGACAACCCCCAUGAGGCGCUUUCUCGCAUCAAGCGUCAUCUGCUCACCCAGAGAGCCUUCAAAGAGGUGGGCAUAGAGUUCAUGGACCUGUACAGCCACCUGAUCCCAGUGUACGACGUGGAACCCCUGGAGAAGAUCACGGACGCCUACCUGGAUCAGUACCUGUGGUACGAGGCGGACAAGCGGCGCCUCUUCCCACCGUGGAUCAAGCCAGCCGACUCCGAGCCCCCACCCCUGCUCGUGUACAAGUGGUGCCAAGGCAUCAACAACCUGCAGGAUGUGUGGGACACUUCGGAAGGGGAGUGCAACGUGAUGCUCGAGUCCCGCUUUGAGAAGAUGUACGAGAAGAUCGAUCUGACGCUGCUCAACCGACUGCUGCGUCUCAUCGUGGACCACAACAUUGCCGACUACAUGACUGCCAAGAACAACGUCAUCAUCAACUACAAGGACAUGAACCACACCAACUCUUAUGGCAUCAUCCGGGGCCUGCAGUUCUCGUCGUUCAUAGUGCAGUACUAUGGCCUGGUGCUGGACCUGCUGGGGCUGGGCCUGCAGCGGGCCUCCGAGAUGGCGGGGCCCCCCCAGAUGCCCAACGACUUCCUGUCCUUCCAGGACGUGGCCACCGAGACCGCCCACCCUGUGCGCCUCUACUCGCGCUACAUCGACCGCAUACAUGUCUUCUUCAGAUUCACGGCUGAGGAGGCUAGAGACCUGAUCCAACGCUACCUGACGGAGCAUCCGGACCCCAACAAUGAGAACAUUGUGGGCUACAACAACAAGAAGUGCUGGCCCAGGGACGCCCGCAUGCGGCUUAUGAAGCACGACGUCAACCUGGGGCGUGCGGUGUUCUGGGACAUCAAGAACCGACUGCCCCGCUCCGUGACGACGGUGCAAUGGGAGAGCAGCUUUGUGUCGGUGUACAGCAAGGACAACCCCAACUUGCUCUUCAACAUGGGGGGCUUUGAGUGCCGCAUCUUGCCCAAGUGCCGCAUGACCCACGAAGAGUUCAGCCACAAGGAUGGCGUCUGGAACCUGCAGAACGAGGUGACCAAAGAGAGGACUGCCCAGUGUUUCCUCAGGGUGGACGACGAGUCCAUGCAGAGGUUCCACAACCGGGUCAGGCAGAUCCUCAUGGCCUCUGGCUCAACCACCUUCACCAAGAUUGUGAACAAGUGGAACACUGCCCUGAUCGGGCUGAUGACAUACUUCCGCGAAGCGGUGGUGAACACCCAGGAGCUGCUGGACCUGCUGGUGAAGUGUGAGAACAAGAUCCAGACCCGGAUCAAGAUUGGCCUCAACUCCAAGAUGCCCAGUCGCUUCCCGCCCGUGGUCUUCUACACCCCCAAGGAGCUGGGAGGCCUGGGCAUGCUGUCCAUGGGACACGUGCUCAUCCCACAGUCGGACCUCAGGUGGUCCAAGCAGACGGACGUGGGCAUCACCCACUUCCGGUCGGGCAUGAGCCACGACGAGGACCAGGUGAUCCCUAACCUGUACCGCUACAUCCAGCCCUGGGAGAGCGAGUUCAUCGACUCCCAGAGGGUCUGGGCAGAGUACGCCCUAAAGCGGCAGGAGGCCCUCGCCCAGAACAGGCGCCUCACCCUUGAAGACCUGGAGGACAGCUGGGACCGGGGCAUCCCUCGCAUCAACACACUGUUCCAGAAGGACAGGCACACCCUGGCCUACGACAAGGGGUGGCGCGUGCGCACAGACUUCAAGCAGUACCAGGUGCUGAAGCAGAACCCAUUCUGGUGGACCCACCAGCGGCACGACGGGAAGCUGUGGAACCUGAACAACUACCGGACGGACAUGAUCCAGGCCCUGGGAGGGGUGGAGGGCAUCCUGGAGCACACCCUCUUCAAGGGCACCUACUUCCCCACCUGGGAGGGACUCUUCUGGGAGAAAGCGAGUGGGUUUGAAGAGUCCAUGAAGUACAAGAAGCUGACCAAUGCCCAGAGGUCUGGCCUGAACCAGAUCCCCAACCGACGCUUCACCCUCUGGUGGUCUCCCACCAUCAACAGGGCCAAUGUCUACGUCGGUUUCCAGGUGCAGCUGGAUCUGACGGGCAUCUUCAUGCACGGCAAGAUCCCCACACUGAAGAUCUCCCUCAUCCAGAUCUUCCGUGCCCAUCUCUGGCAGAAGGUCCACGAGAGCAUCGUCAUGGACCUGUGCCAGGUGUUUGACCAAGAGCUCGACGCCCUGGAGAUUGAGACUGUCCAGAAAGAGACCAUCCAUCCCAGGAAGUCGUACAAGAUGAACAGCUCGUGCGCAGACGUCCUCCUCUUUGCCACCUACAAGUGGAACGUGUCCCGGCCAUCCCUCCUGGCUGACUCCAAAGACACAAUGGACGGCACGACGACGCAGAAGUAUUGGAUGGACGUGCAGCUGCGGUGGGGCGACUACGACUCCCACGACGUGGAGCGCUACGCCCGGGCCAAGUUCCUGGACUACACCACGGACAACAUGAGCAUCUACCCAUCGCCCACGGGCGUGCUCAUUGCCAUCGACCUGGCCUACAACCUGCACAGUGCAUACGGCAACUGGUACCCCGGCUGCAAGCCCCUGAUCCAGCAGGCCAUGGCCAAGAUGAUGAAGGCCAACCCCGCCCUGUAUGUGCUGCGCGAGCGCAUCCGCAAGGGGCUGCAGCUGUACUCCUCGGAGCCCACCGAGCCCUACCUGUCGUCCCAGAACUACGGGGAGCUCUUCUCCAACCAGAUCAUCUGGUUCGUGGACGACACAAACGUCUACAGAGUCACCAUCCACAAGACAUUUGAAGGUAACCUGACGACCAAGCCCAUCAACGGGGCCAUCUUCAUCUUCAACCCUCGCACGGGUCAGCUGUUCUUGAAGAUCAUCCACACGUCAGUCUGGGCAGGACAGAAGCGUCUUGGUCAGCUGGCCAAGUGGAAAACAGCUGAGGAGGUAGCAGCCCUGAUUCGUUCCCUGCCCGUGGAGGAGCAGCCCAAGCAGAUCAUUGUCACCAGGAAGGGCAUGCUCGAUCCACUGGAGGUGCACUUGUUGGACUUCCCCAACAUUGUGAUAAAGGGCAGUGAGCUGCAGCUGCCCUUCCAAGCCUGCCUGAAGGUGGAGAAGUUUGGAGACCUCAUCUUGAAGGCCACCGAACCGCAGAUGGUGCUCUUCAACCUCUACGACGACUGGCUCAAGACCAUCUCCUCAUACACCGCGUUCUCCCGGCUGAUCCUGAUCUUGCGUGCCCUGCACGUGAACAACGAGCGGACCAAGGUGAUCCUGAAGCCAGACAAGACAACCAUCACGGAGCCCCACCACAUCUGGCCCACCCUGACGGACGAUGAGUGGAUCAAGGUGGAGGUGCAGCUCAAGGACCUGAUCCUGGCCGACUACGGCAAGAAGAACAACGUCAAUGUGGCGUCCCUGACGCAAUCCGAGAUCCGGGACAUCAUCCUGGGCAUGGAGAUCUCUGCCCCGUCGGCCCAGCGGCAGCAGAUUGCCGAGAUUGAGAAGCAGACCAAGGAGCAGUCCCAGCUGACCGCCACCACCACCCGCACCGUCAACAAGCACGGCGACGAGAUCAUCACCUCCACCACCAGCAACUACGAGACGCAGUCGUUUGCCUCCAAGACAGAGUGGCGCGUGCGUGCCAUCUCGGCCACCAACCUGCACCUCCGCACCAACCACAUCUAUGUGUCGUCGGACGACAUCAAGGAGGCUGGGUACACCUACAUCCUCCCCAAGAACAUCCUCAAGAAGUUCAUCAUCAUCUCCGACCUCAGGACUCAGAUAGCGGGCUACCUGUACGGGGCCAGCCCCGUGGACAACCCCCAGGUGAAGGAGAUCCGCUGCAUCGUGGUGGGACCCCAAUGUGGCACCCACCAAGGGGUGCAGCUGCCCCAAGGCCUGCCCCAGCAUGAGCACCUACGGGAGCUCGAACCCCUGGGCUGGAUCCACACCCAGCCGAACGAGCUGCCCCAGCUGUCCCCACAGGACGUGAGCGCCCAUGCCCGCAUCAUGGCCGACAACCCCUCCUGGGACGGCGAGAAGACUGUUAUCAUCACCUGCAGUUUCACGCCAGGCUCAUGCUCUCUGACGGCUUACAAGCUCACCCCGAGCGGCUACGAGUGGGGCCGCCAGAACACGGACCGUGGCAACAACCCCAAGGGGUACCUGCCCUCGCACUACGAGCGCGUCCAGAUGCUGCUCUCGGACCGCUUCCUGGGAUUCUUCAUGGUGCCUGCCCAGGGGCCCUGGAACUACAACUUCAUGGGUGUGCGUCACGACCCGAACAUGAAGUAUGAGCUGCAGUUAGCCAAUCCCAAGGAGUUCUACCACGAGAUCCAUCGUCCGUCGCACUUCCUCAACUUCAGCAGCCUGGAGGAGCCAGACUUCAUCGGCAUGGACCGAGAGGACCUCUACGCUUAAGCUCGUGCGACGUCGAGUUCGUCACAUACAUCAUCUUUUGCUUUCUGUAUCAUACUUGGUUUCUGGGGUCCCUUGCUGAGGAUCUUUAAAUGUCUUGAAAGAAACCUUGCCCAUCUUUGUCAUUUGCUGUUGAUAAGCACAUUCGUUCACCACCGAUGUGAAUUCUUUCUGCAAAACAUGGUGUCGAAAACUGAAUAAACUGUUUUUAAAACAA
Ixodes scapularis (black-legged tick) is the source of this 7520-nucleotide messenger RNA. RefSeq names its product pre-mRNA-processing-splicing factor 8 (gene Prp8). Gene Ontology annotation, molecular function: pre-mRNA intronic binding; protein binding; U2 snRNA binding. The record is from RefSeq and is a predicted model, not a curated record. The transcript has 41 exons. NCBI's taxonomy places the organism in Eukaryota, Metazoa, Arthropoda, Arachnida, Ixodida, Ixodidae. The coding region runs from base 200 to 7306 and encodes 2368 amino acids. Gene Ontology annotation, cellular component: U5 snRNP; catalytic step 2 spliceosome. Gene Ontology annotation, biological process: mRNA splicing, via spliceosome; spliceosomal tri-snRNP complex assembly.